Messenger RNA from Drosophila mauritiana, 421 nucleotides. RefSeq names its product putative peptidyl-tRNA hydrolase PTRHD1. Gene Ontology annotation, molecular function: peptidyl-tRNA hydrolase activity. The transcript is spliced from 2 exons. NCBI's taxonomy places the organism in Eukaryota, Metazoa, Arthropoda, Insecta, Diptera, Drosophilidae. The record is from RefSeq and is a predicted model, not a curated record. Bases 27 to 386 code for a protein of 119 amino acids.
ACAUUUUGGAAUAUAUUUCAUAGAACAUGAAUAAUAUUGUGCAGUAUAUUGUAGUCCGCAGCGACUUGCGUUCCGCCCUUAGUUGGCCCUUGGGGGCGGUGAUCGCCCAGAGUUGUCAUGCCACAGCCGCCGUCAUUCACCUGAAUUCCGAGGACGCCGACACUUUGGCCUACUUGAACGAUUUGGAUAAUAUGCACAAAGUGGUGUUGGAGGCCAAAGAUGAGAGUGCUCUGGUCAAGCUCAGCGAAAAGUUGAAGGAGAACGAGAUUAAACACAAGUUGUGGAUCGAACAGCCCGAAAAUAUCCCAACCUGCAUCGCCUUGAAACCCUAUGUUAAGGACACGGUUCAUAAAUAUGUCAAGCACCUAAAGCUUUUAAAAGAGUAAUACAUUAUUGUUGUAUAUUGAUACUAAAAAUGUAA